AUGACUUAUCUGCAAUGGUCAGAGAGCACAUUUCUGGAAUACGGAGAUAUAUGGAGUGCAAAAACAAACAUUAGACAAUUGCUGAACGAAUUUCUGAGAAAGGAGAGAAUCACAUCGUCUCUCGAACUCCGAAUCUCUGCGCUUCUAAGGUUAGAUAGAGGGUGCAAAGUUCCUUUUGGAAACCACCUAAAGGCAGAAAUUGAUGACCUGAAGAGUAAACAUAUAGACAAACCAGAACAAGAGAAAGAAUAUCAACGUAUUAUAGAAAACUGGAAACGAACAGAUGAACAAGUUGAGUCAAAAAUGUUGCAGUACCUUAAACAAAGCACAUUGGAAAGAUCCUUUGAGCUUUCAAAAGAAACAGUAAAGGAGGUAUUAGCUGACAAAUACUUUGUAGAAACAGAACAGUUUCAUGCUGCUAAAGAAAAGCUUCUGCGAAACAAAGUAAUCGUUCUAAAUGGUGCACCAGGAGAAGGUAAAACAACAAUUGCAAAGAAACUUCUUCUUGGAGUGGCAAACAAUCAAAGGUAUAUACAACUGCAUUCAUAUGCAGAAUGGGAAACUGUUAACAUAGACGGGGUAAAUGCUAUUUUAAUUGAUGAUAUGUUUGGGGCUGGAUCAUUUAGUAAAGAAGAGUAUAGAAAAUGGCAAAAACACAUCCCAGCUAUUGCAAUUGCAGUAAAAAACAAACGCUUGUAUCUGAUUAUUACAUCUCGAAAAUAUAUUCUUUCAGAAGCAUUGGAGAAAAUGUUUGUCCAAAGCAUUUUCUCAGAAGAAAAUAUAUUCACCCUUUCUUCCAAAGAGCUGAAAGGACCUGAGAAACAAGGUAUUUUAGAAAAACAUUUUUGUAAAGCUUCAGAAGAAAAUUUUGUCAUUCGCGAAGCUUGUUUAAAGAAAGAACACUCUGAAACUAUUAGCCAGAUUGUAAAACUUGAAUUAUGCGGACCUGAACUAGGCGGUCUGACUAUUGGAUUUCCCGAAUGCACUAGGUUAUUCUCUAGCAGUGUGUCAUUGUAUGAGAAAGGCAUUGAGUUUUACAAAGAUCCAAUGGCAUGUGUUAAAACAUACAUGUCAGAGCUUCUCGCAGACGAUGAAAUACUGAUAGCAUUUUUUGUAUUAUGGGCGCAAGAAUCCAAAUUCCUUAUAUCUCUGGAACUCGAACGUCCUAUUGAUGACACAGCAGGAAAUAUAAUUGCGCCAAUAAGACAAUUACAAUUCCAACCUGAUAAACAUAUCAGAAAAAUACGGCACGUUUUACGACAACACCGCGGCGGAUUCAUUAACUUUGAUGGUAAAAAUGAAUCUUUUACUUUUAGCCAUCGCGUUGUUCAAGAUGCUGUUGGACUAGUUACGUAUGAAAUAAAUCCAACAGCUGUGAUUGAACAUAGUGAUUCCUCUUUCAUAGAUAAUUUUAUUCGUGCAGGUAAAGAAUCUUAUGAUUCUGUCUCAUCCUGUAAUAUUGGUCAGCUGAUAAUACACGUUAGCCAUGCAAGAUAUUCACAGGUAAGCUGUAGAUUAGGAUCCUUUAUAAUGUCACCCGAUUCUGAGACAUUAAAAGAUCCUUCACUUUUAAGACUUUGUGUUUUUGAAGACAAGGAUUUCUGUUUAGAAUUCCUUAAUGCUUUAAACAGGCAAGGAUGUUUGAAAACAUUUCUCAAAGCUAAAACAAGAAGUCUCCGUUCAGAAUUUGCCGAAUUCAAAUUUCUAAAUGAUGUGUCCACUGAUAUGGGAGUUCUAGCAUAUUUGGUGUGGAUGAAAGAAGACACAUGUCCGUUGUUAGAAGUUUGUAUAUAUACGAUGUUGUCCCUUGAACUUGAAACAGAGAAAGAGCUUUGUACAUCUUUACUGAUAGCAGUGAAACUCGGGUCAUGUAAGUUGGUCAACUUCCUUAUUGCACAGGGUGCUAAAGUCAAUCUAAAUCAUACGUUACUCUCAGUACAAAGAGGUAACAAAGACGUUUUAGAGCGACUUUUAAAAGAUACCGACAUUUCAUCUAGAAGCGACAUAUUGUAUAAAGCAUGCAAAGCAGGAUAUGUAAACGUUGUAUCAACAAUAUUGGAUGACGAAUGUGAUCUGAUAAAACUUGAUGAUGUCGAUAGCAAACGCAUGAUUGAAAAUGCUAUUACAGGAGGGCAUGCAGGUCUCUUAAAGUAUUUUUUACAAAAAAAUACACUUGAGACUGAUUUGACAUUCGAUGUCAGGGGUAAUGAAUUGCCAUUUUAUCAUUUUGUUAUUUUGAAACAAAAAACUGAUUUGCUAGAUGUGCUUACUGAAGCAGGAUAUCGCCCGAAAAAUGUUGAUAGCAAAGGAAGAACUCCCUUUCUGUAUGCCAUAUAUUCUGGUAAAUCAUCAAUUUUGUUAAAGCUUUUAAAGUUAUCAGUGAAGGAAAAUGUACAUUGUCUGCCGGACAACGCGAAAAACACAGCAUUGUAUAUGGCAAUAAGAAAGGUCAUUACAUCUUCAGGUCCAGAAAGGAAUGUUUUUCAUGACAUCGCUUUAAGAUUAUGCAGUUUUUAUGAUAAUAUACAUCUAAAAAAUGAUAAUGGAAAACAAACUGCUUUAGAACUUGCCUGCAAAGGACAAUUAGAUGAAAUAGCUAAUGCUAUUAUACAACAUGGAGACCCUUUUGUUAAGAAAGGAACAACUCUUUUUCAUCAUUUCGUUACAACUGGCAGUUCACAGAUGCUGUCCACGCUGUUGAAAUGUAACAUUGAUCCAAAUCAGCAUGAUAAUAACCAUAGAACACCAUUUAUGUUAGCAAAUGCUUUAGGCAAAGUAUCAAUUCUAGAAAUGUUGCAGGAAGAUCAAAGAAUAAAGAAAUAUAAUAAAGAACUUGGCAUAGAGCUAAAUACUCGGAAUAUUUCCGGAACCUUUUCUAUUUGAAAGACGCAACACCAGAAUAGAUCUAUAAAUUAUGGCGGAUGAGGAUUGGUGACAGAUGUUACACAUCUCAUAAAUUAGCAUACAUAGGGUUUGCAGUUAUUUUGUCUCCUUUCAAUUGUGUUUGCGUUGACAUUCUGGAUAGUAUCGCCUAUUUAUAUUAAACCUGCUUAAUAUAAACAAUACCAUACAAAAUGAGGGAACUCUUACAGUUGAUAAAUCAGUUUUGAUUUCCGUUCUUAUUCAUAAUAUCUAUCUUUUGAUUUAUUCAUCGUUGAUUUUAGUCGAUUUGUACGAUUAAAAUUAUUUUCAAAUGGAAACCUAGGGAUUCAGGACCUCUUCAUGGGCAAAAGUAAACACAUAACGGGCAGGAUAUAUAAACUGAAGUAAAUUCAAAUUACAGGGUUUGUAAAUGUGACAGGUAAUAAUUUUGAAGUGUUGCAAUGGUCUAUAUAUAUAUCUUACAGCGUUUCUAAGCCUUACAUCUGUUCAAAAUGUACCCUCAACAGCAGGCAACUUACUACUGAGAAUCACUGAAACGAAACAAAUCGUUCAAAUGAAAAUUCAAUGCGUAAACUAAAACCUAAAAAUACAAAUUAAGCAUGUCAAGUAUGGUUUCACUUAUGAGAUUUUUAUCAAUAUUCCGAGCGGAAUUUGUGAUUACAAGUUAAGAAUAAUUUCUGCCCUCUUUUGACUUGCUGCACUGCUAAGACUUGCUGCAGUAUUGGACUUGCUGCACUUUUGGAUGUGCUGCAAUAUUGGACUAGCUUCGCUUCUAAGACUUGCUGCACUCCUUGGACUUGCUGCACUAUUGGACUUGCUGCAGUAUUGGACUAGCUUCGCUUCUUAGACUUGCUGCACUCCUUGUAUUUGCUGCAUAAUUGGACUUGCUGCACUGUUUGAUUAGCUACGCUUUUAGACUUGAUGCGGUCCUUGGAUUUGCUGCAUUCUUUUGACUUGCUGCACUUUUGAACUUGCUGUACUAUUGGACUUGCUGCACUGUUGCACUAGCUACGCAUCUUAGACUUUCUGCGCUCCUUGAACUUGCUGGACUAUUUGACUUACUGCACUAUUGGACUUGCUGAACUAUUGGAUUUGCUGCACUUUUGGACUAGAUACACUUCUUAGACUUGCUGCGCUCCUUAGACUUGCUGCAAUAUAAGACUUGCUGUAGUAUUUGACUUGCUUCCAAUCUUAGACUUGCUUCUUUUCUGGGAAUCGGACUGUUCUAAGACUUGCUUCUUUUCUUGGAAGCGGAGCGUCCUAAGACUUGCUUCUUUUCUUGAGAGCGGACCGUUUCUAAGACUUAACUCUUUACUAGAAAGCAGACCGUUUUUACACUUGCUGCUUUAUUUGAUUCCUUCAUUGGACCUGCUCACAACCAAGGAGACUUGUUGAAAAAAAGCUUUCUGACAAUAUUUGAACCGAGCCAAACGCCACAAUUGUGACGUCACAUCAAAACAAAAUGGCGGACAUUUGUGUUUCGUUUUUAAAAUAAAUUGGCUAUUUUGAUUGUGCUGAAUAAAAUUUUAUAUGAAAAACAAUAAUGGAAUAGCAAAUAGACUUUUGAAGACUAAGCAUUAAAUAUGUAAUUGUAAAUAACCAAACAAUUUCACAAUUCUUUCCUGGUGGUUCCAUAACUAGAAUUGACACCACUGAUCGGUAAUAUAAGAAGUUGUAACGUUUUACAAAAUCAUUCUUGCAACUUCUUUUUCAACUAUUAAAACAUGAGAAUCCCGAACGGCCAUAUAAAUUAUUUUAAGUAUUUCCUCGACCUACUUUAGAUUUUUCUGAAAAAUUGUUGUGAAUUGAAAAAAAGACCUUAACAUUUUUACAUUUGUACGUGAAAGGGAGAAAUGACACCAGAACAUCAGAAAAGUAGUAAUAUAACAGUGGAUUUAAUAUCUUAUCGCUAACAUCAUACCCUGUAAUACGACCACGAUAUCAAAUUGAUAUUAUCCAUUGCAACAAAGAAGGAAAACGCGUUUGAAAAGCGACAAUCGUGCAGACUUCCUUCUGUUUUGCUUUAAUCAUUUCAAAGAAUUUCAUUCAUUUACCGUCGUCCAGAAAUAACACGAAUCUAUAUAUAAACCUAUAUAACUAUCCUUUGCUACUCCGGAUAAUAACCCUUUUAUUGCCUAGGCCAAUGUAUAUAAACCUUAAUUGCAUUUUUUGAUUUCGCAAGACAAAGGUUUUAAGAUUCUAAGUGAUAUAUAACAUUCCUGCAUAUUUUAAUAAAAGCAGAGGCCCGGAAAAAACAAAUAAUUUUCGUGUUUCACAUUUAUUUUAUAGUUGAAUGAUGCCCUCUCACCGCUCUCUGUAUUACUUUUAGAUAAGCAGCAUUAAAAAGCCAUCUUUUAUCAAUAAAAGCCAUUGUUUUAGCAAAAGUAUAUGCAAUGCAAUGUUUGGGAUGUGUUUACGCGAUUUCGAUACAAUUGUUUUACCAAUAUAUAUUGUAUUCAUACAUAUUGUAUUACAAUGUUUUGCCAUUUGUAUAUAAUUUGCAUAUGCAUUCUUUUUUCUCAGAUUCUAAGAUCAAGUAAGUUUAUAUAUUUGUACGAAAGUGUUUUAAGCAAAUAGUAUUUAUUUAGCAUUAAUAACGAAUUUUUGAAUUUUUCAUUUAAACAGUCUCUAGCUCAUUUUAGCAUUGAAAUGAAAGAAUAGCAAGUUUGACAAUUUCAAACAAUCAGGAAAACAAUACAAAAUAUGAGGGAAAGUUUUUUAAAUUGUAAUUACAGCAGCGAAAAAUUGUUUAUAAUAAACAGAAAAUUCAAGUUUUGUUUUUAUAAAUAUAGGAUUUAUUUUCAUCUUGUGGUAUGAAAACUAUCAUAUUUCACACGUGGUUACCGCCACUAAUGAGACAUUUGUUUUAAAAAAUACUGUUUUUAUAAAAAAAAUUGACUAUUCUAUAUACCGUGCUCGCCAGACGCUCGAAUGAUAUUCUUUGUUUUCUGCCAGUUCAGUAAAUGUAGUAGUAAACCUAUGCGUUGACUGUAGAUAAAGAUUGUAACUGAAAUGUAUGUAAUGGUAUGCAUGCGAUGUUGUAAAUAAGAGGACUGUCUUUCAUGUUUGAUUACACAAGAUUGAAUUGUAUUACAUAGUUAAACAAUGAUAAGUGUUUUUCCAUUUUUUGAAGGUGUUAACAUUUAUGCAAUUAGAAACUAUGUUAUCAUAUAUUUAAUGUGCAUGAAAAUAUGUAUAUUUAAGACAUAUAAUAUGUCAUUGUACAUACUUGUUUUUGUCAUGUUUUAUUUAGAUUUGUUGAAAACUAAUCAAUAUGUAAAAAAUUGAUAACAGUCAUAUUAUUGAUAUUAUAUAAAGAUGUUUUAACAUUGAAACAUGUUUAUAUUUUUUUCAAGCACCGACAGCUUUAUGUUCGAUAGCUUGUUUGUGUUUAUCAAUCUUGGUUUUUAUUAAGAAAGGUGGGCACUUCAUUGUCUUUGAAUCAUUUUCAAUUUUUGACAGGAUUAUUUAGAUUCAAUAAACGUCGCUAAGGGUAAUGUCUCUUAUAAGUUUUUUUUAACUAAGCUUUAAUAGUUUUCAAGUGAUUACAAAACAAUGAUUUUACAUAUACUGUAACAGUCACCUUUGACUAAAAGAUCCUGUAACACAUUUUUUAUGGUUUUAUAUCAUAUAUAUGAUGCUCAAAUUAAAAUUUAUUAACAUUGUAUCUCCCAAAAAAGCAUUAUUUAUAAAGAUAUCACGGAAUUUAACAUUUCAUGUAAAUAAAGGGAAGUAAUAAGAAAUUUUUUUUUACAAAGUCUAAGUAAAAAUUUUCAAUAAGAAAUGAAUGCAUAUAUUUUAAUGAUAACAUAUAAUGUGCACAAAUAUUUGCAGUACAUAUUUUACAAAUUCUCAUUGAUAUUUGUUUCAUAAGCAUAAUUAUAUACAUAUAUACAAUUUCACUUAAGUGUGGUAGCAGCCUCAGUUACAAAAUACAGGAUCUUUAAUUAGCUCAAAAGAAAUGGGGUAAUCUGUAAAAUUUUAAUAAUGAAAAUCAUCCCCAAAAAAAUCUUAGGACUGCGGCCUUAAGUUUUCUCAAGUAAAUGGUCGGACAAGGUGUAAGUGGUAAAGACCACGAUGGUCAUGACCUUUGAUAAAUAAACCGCAAAACAAAAAGGGACCUUCUGCUAGUAAUUAGGUUAUGUACUUACCAAGUAACAUGAACCAUUUCUUGUUGUUUCCCAAGUAACUGGUCAGGCAAAGAAGAGGUGACGAAUGUAGGUACGGACAUGUCCUUUGACAGUAGGCAUCCAUAUUUUAAAUAUAUAUUAUACAAUAUAUAGAAAUGUUUUAAUUUUGAUAUACAACUGGAAAUAAGUUAAGCACAUCCCGGAUACCUUACCCAGAGUCCGGAGCCCGGGCCGGAUUCAAACCUCUAUUAUAUAAUCACUCGAAAUUAAAUUGUUUGUUUUGGGAUUGGUUGCUGUAGCCUAUUGAUAUAGAAUUCAGACGUUUGUUUAAAAUUAGAUGUGAUGACCUCAUUUUACAUUAGAUGUAAUAUGUUUUAGUGGCAUGAUGUUAACUUAUGAACAAACCUUAAUUGUACAUAGAUAAUAUUUGUUUAUUUCAUGCUUUAACAAUAACUGUAAUACAUUUUGGCUGAUUUAUGCUUUUUAAUGUAACGUACUAUCAUCAUGACAUCAUACAAGGCAUUUCAACACUACACUGUUGUAAUGCCUCAAGAUUUGUAGAUUGAAUUACAUUUUCAUAAUUUCACAAUUGUUCAUGGUCUUUUGUAUAUUUUAUUCUAUGGAUUUAUGUUUUGCAGUUGCAACUUCAAUUCUGAUAUCAUGAUUAUAUGUAUAUAAU
Molecule: messenger RNA, 7692 nt
Organism: Ruditapes philippinarum (Manila clam)
Lineage: Eukaryota; Metazoa; Mollusca; Bivalvia; Venerida; Veneridae
Exons: 4
Coding region: 1-2883 (960 amino acids)
Molecular function (GO): protein binding
Source: RefSeq, a predicted model, not a curated record